Ictalurus furcatus (blue catfish) is the source of this 3460-nucleotide messenger RNA. RefSeq names its product hedgehog acyltransferase like, b (gene hhatlb). The transcript has 12 exons. Bases 1211 to 2803 code for a protein of 530 amino acids. The record is from RefSeq and is a predicted model, not a curated record. Lineage: Eukaryota; Metazoa; Chordata; Actinopteri; Siluriformes; Ictaluridae. Gene Ontology annotation, molecular function: acyltransferase activity. Gene Ontology annotation, cellular component: endoplasmic reticulum. Gene Ontology annotation, biological process: negative regulation of N-terminal protein palmitoylation.
CAAACCUUACACCAGACAUUCCUUGAUUUUAAUGGUAUGUAAAGUAUAUAGGUAAGAAUUAUUACAUUAUGUAGUAGUAGUAAAGAAUUAUGACUUAUAGUCAUUAUAUAAAUCUGGUUUUGUUUUUUUUCGUAGGUAGAUUAAUGCAGAUGGAUUGAGCCAUGCGAAGAAUAUCAGAAACACAGUGGGUUGGUAUCUAAUAGACGGUGAGUCCUGAAGCUAAUGUUAUUUAGUUAUUGUUCACAUGCCUUUGUGUUGCUGUUAAUGUUUUAGCUUUGAAUGCUUGUUCACCUUAUUAACGUUAUCAUAUGAAGAAUUAACAAGAUCUAAAUACUGAAAUACUACCAUUCUUAAUGGCUACUGUAGUUAUAUGACUCAGAGGUUGUUAAUGUAUAUGCUUUAUUAUUUCCUGAUGUGCUGAGGAUUACUGCAUGCAUUAAUUUAUCUAGUUAAAGAUUACUACAUGCUUAUCUGUGGAGAGUCUGGUAAGGCGAGCUACUGUAGGGGUUUCACAUAAUUUGAUUCACCUAAAUGAAUCGGUUCAAAGGAAUCGACUCAGUAAAGUGAUUCAUGUUGACCAUCACAUGCUUGUGUCUAUCAGCAAAUAUCCGUCACCUGUUAGCAGUCAUCUUCAUAUCCUUUACAUGAAAUUUGAAUAAUAUAAAAUAAUACAUUUAUACGAAAAGGACAGGUUAUACAUAAAGUCAAACUGGUUUGAAAGGAUUCACAAUCCACCCUCAUUCACCGUCAGGGUUCCUAUACUGGACUUAAACCCUCCCAGAGCAUUUAAAACUAGCCAAAACUUUAUAAAUAGACCUUUCCUUAACUGUAUUUAUGAUUAAUAACAUGUCUUCUUAAAAGUAAAGAACACUACCUCAUAGAUACCAGUCAUGAUUCCAUAUUUUCAUUUUUAUUUCAAUCCCAGUGAGAUUAAAAAUAGCCUAAAUGGGAGGGAAAUUGUCCAGUCUCCCACCACUGUUCACCUUUAACUGUCCCUGCUUGACAGCUUGGGCCACAGUGCUUCCCCUCACCAGCUCUGGAUGUGUUAGAGAUUUACCUUCGACGUUUUAUCCCCCCCAAUUUAUUUCUCUUCGAAUGUAUUCUAGUUUUUGUGCGUCAAGGGGAUUUUGGAUGAUUUAAACGCCCUACUUGCUAAAGGUUGCUCAAGGUGCCUGGUGUGUGUGAUUUUUUGUGUGUGUGUGUACGCACGAUGGGGAUCAAAGCAGCUCUUCCCAAGUAUGAGCUCUAUUUUUAUUAUGUGGUGCUGUCCAUGGCAAUGCUCUGGGCUGCUAGCUGGAUUUUUGAGGUGUCCAGCUCGAAUGUAAACCGAAAAUCCUUCAAGUCCAGCAUCCAGCCCGGAUGGUACUACUUUGGCAGAAAAAUGGAUACGGCUGAUUCAGAGUGGAUGAUGUGGUUCUCCACAUUCCGCAAGCACAUCGUCUUCGCCCUGACUGGCCAUGUCUUAUUCGCCAAGAUUUGCUCCAUGCUGGCUCCUCAGUACCGGUCUCUGGUCUACAUGGUGUACGGUGUUCUUGCCAUUCUCACGACUAUGGGUUGGACCUACGUGAUGCUCAUCCUGUCCCACUGCGUGCUGCUCUAUAGUAUCUCACUCGUCAAGCUCCGAUGGCUCUGUUUCACCGCCGGACUCAUCACACUCGCCACUUUUAAGAUGGAGCCAUUUGUUUCCUGGCAGGUUGGGUUCGUGAGUGGAGACUUUGCUCUGCGCCCGGUGCUCUUUUAUGGCGGCUGCAGCUUCACAAUCAUGCGCUGCAUGAGCUUCGCUCUGGAGAACUGCGAGAAGAAGGAGGGUCACUACAGCAUCCUGGAGAUGCUCAAGUACAACUUCUACCUCCCCUUCUUCUACUUCGGACCCAUCAUGACCUUCGAUAAAUUCUAUAUCCAGGCUAACAAUCCAGACUUGAGCCGUAAAGAGCGGGAGAUGUGGAACAUUUCCAUCCAGGCCUUAUUACACUUGGGAGUUAUUAUCAUGGUGGCUAUCGUCUUCCAUUUCAUGUAUAUUCUGACCCUUCCAAGUGACAUGAAGCUGCUGAAACACCUCUCAGACUGGACUGUCGCGGGUUUGGCGUAUAUGAAUCUGGUGUACGACUGGGUGAAAGCCGCCGUGAUGUUUGGCGUUGUAAACACAGUGUCUCGACUGGACCACCUGGAUCCUCCCAAACCUCCCAAAUGCAUCACGAUGCUCUAUGUCUUCUCUGAAACGCACUUUGAUCGAGGAAUCAAUGACUGGCUCUGCAAGUAUGUGUAUAAUUACCUCGGUGGUAAACAUGAUAAUGUGCUGGAUGAGUUGGUCGCCUCACUCUGCACGUACGGCAUCACGGCGCUGUGGCUCGGUCCGGGCUGGGUUGUCCUCAUCUGGGCUUUCUUCAACUGCUUUGGCCUCAACUUUGAGCUGUGGAUGGCCAAGUUCUUCUCCAUGGAGCCCUUCUUUACCAUUGAGACGGCAAUGUCAGAAUCCAUGUCUCGCAGAAUUAGAGCUGUGUUUAAUACCUUCAACUUCUGGAGUAUCGUCCUGUACAACAUCCUGGUCAUCAACAGUCUUGACUUUGCGAAUCUUGUUGCCAAGAGGUUAUUGCUGAAAGGUUUCCCUUUAUCCACCAUCACUGUGAUGUUUGUGACCUAUUGCUUGGUGCAGAUAAUAAAAGAGAGAGAAAGGAAGCAGGCUUUGAUUGAUGACCCUGAUCCUGUACCUCCUCCUGCCCCCGUUCCUGCUCCAACUACCAUCAAGCCCCAAGCAGAGGCUGAGGCCACUGCUGCGGACCCCAACAAGGAAAAGUCAGAGUAGGAAGACAUUACACGGUUAGACUAUUUUUAUGGGUUUGAGUUGCAUAUUGCAAAAAAAUGAAAAAACAACAACACAGUAUUACAUAACUUAGAAUGUAUACGAAGGGUUUUUACACAGAACAAAUACACAAUAACAUUGUAAUAAACCUUAAAGAUAAGCAAGUUUGCUCACAGUUAAUAGACACAAUUAGCAUGCGUAAUUAGCAAUUUAUAAUUGCAGCUCUUACAUGAUGGCACUGUUUACUGCAAAUGCUUUGAAAGAACUCUCAUAUCUGUACAUAAACUCUUGCUCUAAGAAAUAAAAAGACUGAAAAUGUUUCCAAGUGCUUAAAUAUAUGAGUGUUGUGUGUUAAUGUGUAUAUUACCAGUUUGCUUUAAGAAAUAAAAAAACUGAAAAUGUCAGCCCUAGAGGAAUCAUUUCACUAUUUAUGGUGUAAGUUCCCAUGAGUAGAGCAUGACAGAAACCUGCUCUAAUAUUAUAUGACCAGCUAUUUGUUGUAUUGUCAUCUGACACAUCAUCCUGCUUCUAUAGCAACAAAUCCCAAAUCAAACUGAGUGAUUCAUAUAAUCACUCAUAUUCAUGAGAUUGUUCAUCUCUUCACACUGUGUAGUAUUUCUGUAGACUUCUGUAAGCAUAUAAGCACACAGUCUCUCUCGC